This is a messenger RNA of Seminavis robusta, 2004 nucleotides long. The record is from the annotation of a GenBank genome assembly. Lineage: Eukaryota; Bacillariophyta; Bacillariophyceae; Naviculales; Naviculaceae.
AUGGAGAGCAAGAAGGGUCGAAUGUGGGAGGAUGUGGUUCCCCACAACAACAUUGAUGUUGACACCUUACUCCGCGAGGACACCGAAGAAUUCAUGAAGGAAGACGAAAUUGGAAUGAAUGGCGUACCGGUAGUUUUCGCUGAUGUCGAAGAGGUAGAAGAGCCAAUCAAAGAAGCCCCGAUCAACGAUGGACCGAUGGUGGCUCCCUUCAAGGAUAAGAAGGAUGCCAGAUUGCACUGGGAGAAUGUUGAGUUGACAUUUGACAAGGGCGGGAAGACGGAUAAGUUCACCAUUUUGAAUGGCGUAUGGGGUGAAGCGCCACAAGGAGAAGUCUCGGCAAUCAUGGGCCCCAGUGGCAGUGGAAAAACGUCCUUAUUGAAUGUGUUAUCUGGGCGAAUGACCAGUUCCACGGCCUUUGUCACUGUGAAUGCAGAGCAGGUGACUUGGAAUGGUCGCAAGCUUGAUGUUACCGCAUUGGCCACAAGGCAGACGUUUGCCUUUGUGGCACAAGAUGACAGUCUACCUAUUACGGCGACACCUCGAGAGGCAAUCAUGUUCAGUGCCCGGCUGAGGUUGGAAAAGGAUAAAACGGAAGAAGAAUUGGUGGAAAUUACAAACAAAAUGUUGGAUGAAUUGCAUCUGGAUUCUUGCGCGGAUACUAUUGUUGGAGGUGCCUUGCUCAAGGGAAUCUCGGGAGGAGAAAGAAAGCGUACAUCUGUUGGGGUGGAGUUGGUUUGUAAGCCUAAACUUAUCUUCCUGGACGAACCUACUUCGGGGCUAGAUAGUUUCAAUGCGUUAGAAUUGGUCCAGGUCCUCAAAGAUGUGGCUUUGGAAGAAAGCGCGUCCGUCAUAUUGACCAUCCAUCAGCCUUCUUCGGAAAUUUGGGAGCUCUUUGAUCGGCUAACCCUCCUGAACCGAGGAAGGGUCAUGUACGAGGGAAGGAGGGAUAAGGCGAUGCCCAAAUUUGCUGCUUGUGGAUUCCCUCUGCCCCCACAGUACAAUCCUGCAGAUUGGGUGAUGAAUGUCGCCCAGACUCAAAAGACUGAACAGCUAGAACAGGCUGGGUUCUUUCCAAUCAACGAUUUCUCCACGGAUGGCUUAGCAAAGAUGCUCAGAGACUCGGAAAUCAGUGAUGGAAUCAGUGAUGGGUUCAAUUUUGCAUCUGUGAAACAACAAGACCGCGUGGGCAUGGUGGCGCAGACCAAAUUCUUGUUUAUUCGCGAGAUUCAAAACUUCCGCAGGAAUGUACAUCCUUUGCGAACAAGGACGGGAAUGACACUGCUCAUUGCCUUGUUGGCGGGUGUUCUGUUCUUCGAUGCUGCCAAAGCAGAUUUCAGCUUGUUGACUUCAUUCGUCGAUCUAAAUACUGCCUUUGGCGCGCUCUUGCUUGCACUCAUGUCCACUAUGUUCAGUACGGUGCUACCUGUUUUGGUUUCCUUCCCGGAGGAAAGACCUGUCUUUUUGAGAGAGUAUUCAACCGGAUGCUACAGCGUGCCGGCUUACUUCGCCUCUCGCUUCGUCAUGGAAGUCUUGGUUACCGCAUUCCAAAUGACCAUUGGGACACUAAUCCAGUACUUUAUGGUGGGAUACCAAAUGAACUAUGGAUUGUUUUGGCUUGUGACCUAUGUCAUGGCGAUGACGUCCACUGCUCUGGGAGUGAUGAUCGGAAGUUCCGUGGCAGAUGCGUCUGUGGCCAUCGAGAUGUUACCAGCCGUGUUCAUGCCCCAGAUUCUCUUUUCAGGUUUUUUUAUUCCAAAGGAGAAUAUGCCAGAUUGGCUUUCGUGGUUGACCUACAUAUACCCUUUGAACUAUGCGGUUCGAUUGGUGCUUGUUUAUGAAUUCGGAGACAACUGUGAUUCGUUUAUCUGCGAAGAGCUGUUGAGACGUGUGGAUGCCAACAGCGAGGAUACGUGGUGGUACUGGCUGAUUCUUGUCGCACAAUUCUUCUUCUUUCGGUUGUUGGCAUUGUUCAUCCUGCACAGAAAGGCCCAAAAGUUCUACUAG